AUGAAGUUUACUCAGUUACCUUUUCCGACCACCUUCUUUCUUCUCCUCCUUCUCCUCCGAUCGAUAACCGGCGACAACUCAGAUGUUGAGUACGAUGAUCCACAACAUGCUAUCGCCCUCAACUGCGGUUUCCUCCACAACUCCACGGCAAUUGACGGCAGACAAUGGGUUGGAGAAACUGAUUCUGCUUCAAUCACUUCUUUCCAUGGCCCUGGAAGUAAAUCAGUGGCCCCAUCUUCCUCCAAUGACCACCGAUCACAAUCUCUCGAUCCCACUCCUUACAUGACAGCUCGAGCUUCUCAGUCGUCCUUCACCUACACCUUCCAUGUCGGCUCAGGCUACAAGUUCAUCCGCCUUCAUUUCAACCCAGCAGCUUCAUACUCUGCUUUCAAAAGGUCAACCGCUUUCUUCACCGUAAAAUCAGGUCCGUAUACUCUCCUCAACAAUUUCACUGCGUUCCUACCCGUCGAUUCUCGUAGCCUGAAAUCAAUCGUAAAAGAAUUCACCCUUUAUGUCCCUGACGACGGGAUACCCUUAUCAAUUACUUUCUCCCCCUUAAAAGCAAUCGUCCCUUGGGAUGAGACAUUUGCAUUUGUUAAUGGAAUUGAAGUUGUUCCCAUGCCUACCGGACUUUACUACACCAUGGAGGGAGAUGGAAAUGCAGAUGCAGGAGCAUACGUUGUAGGGCAGAAGUGUCGAUUUUACCUGGGCAGAGACACUGCAAUGGAGAUGGCCUAUCGGUUAAACGUAGGUGGUAUCAAACUUUCAUCUGUUCAUGACCCAAGUAUGUUCAGGGAGUGGACCGAUGAUUCAAACCAUAUCAUAGAAUCAACUGUUUUUCCCAACAUUUCCACAAAUAAGAUCAAGUAUACAAAAACAUCUAAAGAUAGUGCACCACAAAUACUUUACCAGUCGUCUUGGUCAAUGAACCGAAGUUUGCAAGAUGGUGAAGGAGUUAGUUUUACUUGGAAGUUGCCUGUGGAUUCGGGUUUCAGCCUUUCAGGUAUCUAA
This is a messenger RNA of Impatiens glandulifera, 1011 nucleotides long. Its product is annotated as receptor-like protein kinase FERONIA. The transcript has a single exon. NCBI's taxonomy places the organism in Eukaryota, Viridiplantae, Streptophyta, Magnoliopsida, Ericales, Balsaminaceae. The record is from RefSeq and is a predicted model, not a curated record. Gene Ontology annotation, molecular function: protein kinase activity. Bases 1 to 1011 code for a protein of 336 amino acids.